Messenger RNA from Andrographis paniculata, 696 nucleotides. RefSeq names its product histone H2B. Gene Ontology annotation, cellular component: nucleosome. The transcript has a single exon. Lineage: Eukaryota; Viridiplantae; Streptophyta; Magnoliopsida; Lamiales; Acanthaceae. The record is from RefSeq and is a predicted model, not a curated record. Gene Ontology annotation, biological process: nucleosome assembly. Gene Ontology annotation, molecular function: DNA binding; protein heterodimerization activity; structural constituent of chromatin. Bases 75 to 521 code for a protein of 148 amino acids.
UUACCAUCAGUACGCACUAUUCCCUUUCCCGCAAACCUCGUUUACCUCAGAACCCUAACUUUCCCUCUCUACAAAUGGCUCCCAAGGCAGCAGAUAAGAAGCCGGCCGAGAAGAAACCGGCGGCGGAGAAGGCUCCGGCGGCGGAGAAAGCUCCAGCGGAGAAGAAACCGAAGGCUGGGAAGAAACUACCGAAGGAAGGCGGCGCCGCUGCCGGAGACAAAAAGAAGAAGAGGACGAAGAAGUCGGUGGAGACUUACAAGAUCUACAUCUUCAAGGUGCUGAAACAGGUUCAUCCUGACAUCGGAAUCUCCAGCAAGGCGAUGGGGAUUAUGAACAGCUUUAUCAACGACAUUUUCGAGAAAUUGGCGCAGGAGGCGUCUCGGCUUGCGCGUUACAACAAGAAACCGACGAUUACUUCGCGCGAGAUCCAGACGGCGGUUCGAUUGGUUCUCCCCGGCGAGUUGGCUAAGCACGCUGUUUCCGAAGGCACCAAGGCGGUUACUAAAUUCACCAGCUCUUGAAAGGAUGAGAUUACAUUUUCUCUCUAAUUAGGGUUGGUUUGGACUGAAUUGCUUCUGCAAUGUUAUCUCUAGCUUGAUUUCUAGUUUUUGUUAGGGUUGAUGUAAAUUUAGGCUGGUUUAGAUCUUCUGUCGUUUUUUACUUCGAUGAUGAAUGAUAUUGGGUAUUAAUUAACAA